AUGAAGAAGAGACCGUUCACGAUUGAGGCGUACAAGCACCGUAUGGUGGCGGAUCCUAAUUACGCUGAAAAAACAUGGAAGAUUCUUGAGCAUGCUAUUCAUGAGAUAUACAAUCAUAAUGCUAGUGGGCUUAGCUUUGAAGAGCUUUACCGGAAUGCUUAUAAUAUGGUGCUUCAUAAAUUUGGAGAUAAACUCUACUCCGGACUUGUGACAACCAUGACUUCUCAUCUUAGACAAAUUUCCCAAUCAAUUGAAUCUGCCCAAGGAGAAGUUUUCUUGGAGGUGCUCAACAGGAAGUGGAUAGACCAUAAUGAGUCAUUGCAAAUGAUCCGAGACAUACUGAUGUACAUGGAUCGAACAUACGUACCAAGCAAAAACAAAACCCAUGUUCAUGAGCUUGGUUUGAAUCUCUGGAGAGAUGUUGUGAUCCAUUCCAGCAAAACUCGGGCUAGGCUUCUAGAUACACUUCUUGACCUCGUGCUUAGAGAAAGGAAUGGUGAAGUAAUUAACAGAGGCUUGAUGAGGAACUUAACAAAUAUGCUAAUGGAUUUGGGUUUGUCUGUUUACCAAAAGGAUUUUGAGAAGCAUUUUCUUGAAAUUUCUGCAACUUUUUAUUGUCGCGAGGCCCAGAAAUUCAUUGAAUCAUGUGAUUGUGGGGAUUAUUUGAGAAAAGCUGAGAGGCGCUUAAAUGAAGAAAUGGAGAGGGUAUCUCACUACCUGGAUCCUAGAAGUGAGUCAGAGAUAACUAAAGUGGUGGAGAAAGAGAUGAUUGAAAAUCAUAUGCAAACUCUUGUUCGUAUGGAGAACUCAGGCCUAGUUAAUAUGCUCAUGGAUGACAAAUAUGAGGACUUGGGAAGAAUGUAUAACUUGUUUCGCAGGGUGCCUUCUGGGCUCACAACUGUUAAAGAUGUCAUGACUUCUUUUAUACGGGAUACAGGUAAGCAGCUAGUUAUGGAUCCUGAAAGGUUGAAAGAUCCUGUGGAUUUUGUGCAACGUCUUUUGGAUUUAAAGGAUAAAUAUGACAAGGUUAUCACAAUGGCAUUUAACAACGACAAGACAUUUCAGAAUGCCUUGAAUUCUGCAUUUGAAUAUUUCAUCAAUUUGAAUGCCCGGUCUCCAGAGUUCAUUUCUUUGUUUGUAGAUGACAAACUUCGUAGAGGGUUGAAAGGGGUUGGUGAAGAGGAUGUGGAGAUUGUACUAGACAAAGUCAUGAUGCUUUUCCGGUACCUGCAAGAGAAGGAUGUGUUUGAGAAGUAUUAUAAGCAACACUUAGCAAAAAGGCUUCUAUCUGGGAAGACUAUAUCCGAUGAGGCCGAAAGAAGUCUGAUUGUUAAGCUCAAAACAGAAUGUGGAUAUCAAUUCACUUCUAAGUUAGAGGGAAUGUUUACAGACAUGAAGACUUCUUACGAUAUGAUGCAAGGAUUUCUUGCAAGCCAUGGUGCUGACUUCGGAGAUUGCCCUACAUUAUCUGUCCAGGUGCUUACAACAGGUUCGUGGCCAACUCAAUCUAGUCCUCAAUGUAACCUUCCAUCUGAAAUCCUGGGUGUAUGUGAGAAGUUUCGUGCUUAUUAUCUCGGCGCUCACAGUGGUAGGAGAUUGUCCUGGCAAGCUAAUAUGGGGAAUGCUGAUUUAAAGGCUACAUUUGGUAAUGGCCGAAAGCAUGAGCUGAAUGUUUCCACAUACCAAAUGUGUGUACUCAUGCUUUUCAACAAUGCCGAUCGGUUGACUUGUAAGGAGAUAGAGCAGGCUACAGCAAUACCCAUGUCAGACUUGAAGAGGUGCCUUCAGUCUUUGGCCUUAGUCAAAGGGAAAAAUGUUCUCCGGAAAGAGCCAAUGAGCAAGGACAUAGCUGAGGAUGAUGCAUUCUUUUUCAACGACAAAUUCACUAGCAAGCUCUUCAAGGUUAAGAUAGGGACUGUUGUUGCACAGAGGGAGACAGAACCAGAAAAUAUAGAAACUCGGCAAAGAGUGGAAGAAGAUAGGAAGCCACAGAUUGAGGCAGCAAUUGUGAGGGUUAUGAAGUCUAGGCGGAUUCUAGAGCAUAAUAAUGUCAUCGCCGAGGUCACAAAGCAGCUGCAGGCGCGAUUUUAUCCAAAUCCCGUUGUUAUUAAAAAGCGGAUUGAAUCCCUCAUUGAGCGCGAAUUCUUAGAGAGAGAUAAAGUCGACAGAAAAAUGUACCGCUAUCUUGCUUGA
Molecule: messenger RNA, 2193 nt
Organism: Vicia faba (fava bean)
Lineage: Eukaryota; Viridiplantae; Streptophyta; Magnoliopsida; Fabales; Fabaceae
Source: the annotation of a GenBank genome assembly